AGCGGGCACCGGGAGCGGCCGGGGACGGAGGGGUGGGCGGAGGGACGAGCGGCACAGCGAGGUCCUGCCCUGCCCUGAGCUGCCGGCGGCGCUGCCUGCGGUCGGCGGGCACCGGCGAAGAGAGCUCGGCCGCAGGGCGGCCCGCAGGCCCGGAGCCAUGGCCGCGGACUCGGAGGUGCUGCACUUCCAGUUCGAGCAGCAGGGAGAUGCGGUGCUGCAGAAGAUGAACCUCCUGCGGGAGCAGAACCUCUUCUGCGACGUCUCCAUUUACAUCAACGACACCGAGUUCCACGGGCACAAGGUGAUCUUUGCCGCCUGCUCCACGUUCAUGAGGGAUCAGUUCCUGCUCAACCAGUCCAGGCAGGUGCGGAUCACCAUCCUGCAGAGCGCCGAGGUGGGCAGGAAGCUGCUGCUCUCCUGCUACACGGGUGCGCUGGAGGUGAAGAGGAAGGAGCUGCUGAAGUACCUGACAGCCGCCAGCUACCUCCAGAUGGUCCACAUCGUGGAGAAGUGCAGCGAGGCGCUGUCAAAAUACCUGGAAAUCGACGCUUCCAUGGAGAACAGCAGCCAGGCUGCAGAGCAGUGCCAUUCCUCUGACACCCAACUGCGGAGCAAGGACGACGUUUCAGAUAAAGACUGUGAAAUAAUUGAGAUUUAUGAAGAUAGCCCAGCGAAUUCAGAAUUCUCCGUUAAGCAGGAGCAGGGGGAUAACCUGCAGCCUGCAGCACAGAGUUUGGUCGCAGAAAGAAAGGAUGCGGGGAGCCCAGAGAUAUCAGCGGUUGAAAUAGGAUAUAAGGAUGAUGAAAUACGUAUCCUCAGGGUGGAUUCUAUGAGUGUUCCUAAUGUGGAAAACGAUCGUUUUCCUCAGCCUUGCACCUCCUCUGAAACAAACCUGUAUUUCCCAGAAACGCAGCACUCCUUGAUCAAUUCUACAGUUGAAAGCAGACAUACAGAGAUGUCAGGAAGUCACGCUCAGGCUUUUGUCGCUGACAAUCCAGAGCGGACUUCAACUCAGAUGAAUGGGUUGCAAAAUCUGGAUGAUUGUGAGAAUUUGUUGCGGAACCAAUGUCCAAAGUGUCCCAGAGGAUUUCUGCACCUUGAGAACUAUCUCAGACAUCUCAAAAUGCACAAGCUUUUCUUGUGUUUGCAGUGCGGUAAAACGUUCACACAAAAAAAGAAUCUCAACAGACACAUCCGGGGCCAUAUGGGUAUCCGGCCCUUCCAGUGCAUGGUGUGCUUGAAGACGUUCACUGCCAAAAGUACUCUACAGGAUCACCUGAACAUACACAGCGGUGACAGGCCCUACAAGUGUCAUUGCUGUGACAUGGACUUCAAACACAAAUCUGCUUUUAAAAAGCACCUCACGUCUGUGCAUGGAAGGAGCAGCAGCGAAAAGCCAAACCUGAAUACUAUUGCAAAGGUUGAAAUAGACUGUGAUUGAUGGGUGAGUGGGUGUGGAGCCUGGCUCCACAAAAAGCUUCUAGCUGGUGAAAUUCUACAUGUUCAACAGAUUCCCAUGUAAUGGAGAACAGGAAAAAUAUGUGUGUGGUGAUCAGACAGGUCCUGAGAGCAGCCAUCACACCUGUUGUUUGAGGGCUGCUGUUGCUGUAAGUCCUCAAAAAGACUUUCUAUUUCUAGUUGAAAGUAAAUGGCAAAAUACAGGAAACAGUCUCAUGCCUGUCUUCUAACAUCCCUGAAAUGUUCUAAUUACUGUCUGUUAACUAUGUGUUGCACUCCUUUGUUUCAAGGGCAGACAUUGCCAAUUUUCAAACUUCUACUGACAUUGCAAUAAGCUGAAGCCUGAGCCAUGACACUCCUGAUCUAUGAUGGCUAAGGAAAAGAGAUGUUUAUAUACACUCAGAAGUCAGUCACGCCCACCGUAUUCAUGCAUAAUUAUGGUGGAAUCAUCUCCUUCCUUACCUGAACUUUGCUGGAUAUUUCAACAGAAGAAAGGCAUGCACUCAUACUCAAAUUGCCUUUUGCAAAUAGGGAAUUGGUAAAAGAGAACAAAAAAGUAUUGCCCUGCAGGUCUUUGGGUUUUUGUUUCUUUGUUUAACUGGUGCUCUCGUUGGAAGCACUUACAUUCAGUUUUAUUAAUGAGAUCUGAAUUUUUCUAGAUCUCUCUCCAUAUUGUUUCUUCUGUCAUACCAGUGUUUAGUGCCUGUUUCAUUCCUCUGAUUAACUUAGGUUCAUUUGCUGAGCUGUAAGAUUCGUCUUUGUUUUCUUAUAAAUCUUAGAUACGUAUACUAAUGUGAAAACUUAAACUGUAUGCUAUUAUAUAAUAACACUUGCUAUGUCCAUUUUGAAAAGCAAUCCAUUAUAUCUUAAAAAGAACAACUUAGAGAUCUUACACUCCUCAUUCUGUGAUUCUGUAAAACAGUAACUGUGUGUUUGGAUAGCUGUGUUUGUACUUUAUCCAAAGUCAUUUCAGUUUCAUCGCAAGCAGUGAACCCCUGUAAUGCAGAAUCUUUAUCCUGUACUUGUUUUUGACUGGUAUAUGUUUCUUGCUCUUAAUGUGAUAUGAAUAAAGAAGUGAUUCAGUUGUUAUUA
This is a messenger RNA of Coturnix japonica (Japanese quail), 2550 nucleotides long. RefSeq names its product zinc finger and BTB domain containing 6 (gene ZBTB6). Gene Ontology annotation, molecular function: protein binding; DNA-binding transcription factor activity, RNA polymerase II-specific; RNA polymerase II cis-regulatory region sequence-specific DNA binding. Gene Ontology annotation, biological process: regulation of transcription by RNA polymerase II. The record is from RefSeq and is a predicted model, not a curated record. Lineage: Eukaryota; Metazoa; Chordata; Aves; Galliformes; Phasianidae.